AUGGAAGCGACAAAUCUGGCUCUCUCGCCACGGGAAUCCCUGAAGCCUCGGUCCGAACACAAAGCCAUGCAGUUAACCAGCAAACCCAACCAGGUCAGCUCGGUGCUCCUAUACGGGGUACCUAUCGUAGCACUAGUUAUCGAAGGGGUCGAACGACUCUGUCUGGCCCAAAUAUCUAAUACACUGCUAAAGCAGUUCUCCUACAACGAGAUUCAUAACCGGCGGGUGGCCUUGGGCAUCACCUGCGUGCAAUGCACACCUGUACAGCUGGAGAUCUUGAGGAGAGCUGGGGCUAUGCCUGUAUCUUCCAGACGUUGUGGUAUGAUUACUCGUCGUGAAGCGGAACGCCUAUGCAAGUCUUUUUUGGGAGAUAACGCCCCUCCGCGGUUGCCUGACGACUUCGCAUUUGCUGUUCAUCAUGAGUGCGCUUGGGGAUGUCGAGGAGCUUUCUUGCCAGCGAGGUACAAUUCAUCUAGAGCAAAAUGCAUCAAGUGCGCGUACUGCGGCCUCUUUUUCUCGCCCAACAAAUUCAUCUUCCACUCGCACCGCGUCGGUCCUGGUGACAAGUACGUGCAGCCCGAUGCUGCCAACUUCAACUCUUGGCGACGGCACAUGAAGCUUAGUGGGACGCCCCCUGAGGAAGUCGUCCAUGCUUGGGAAGACGUGAAGGCUAUGUUUAACGGUGGAACCAGGAAGAGAAUGUUAUCUGCUGCUCGAAGAGUCCCGCUCCGCAGGCCGGAACCGGAGCCCGUAGAGGCCAAAAGACAGGCAGCUAGCCCGCCGACGGCCCAUGCCCCCGUUCCACGACUGGCUGACUACGUAUGGGGGGCACGGUUGCCUCUACCUUACGCUAUACCUUGGCUGAAACCUUCGUUAUGGACACCAGGUGCUCUGUCAGCGCUGAGUGGCGUGAGCGCUAUUGAGGAACCCAGGGCGUUCAGGCCGGUCCGGGGGAGGCUUGAAUCCCCACAGCUGUCUCCCGUCAUGACUGUUUCACGAUCGCCCACCAGGUCACCAAUAGCCACACCACCGCGACAAAGCCGCACGCCGACCCGCUCCCCGCUCCGAUCGCCUAUCCGCUUAUCGCCCCGCUCGCCACUCCGCUCGUCACUCCGCUCAUCGCCCGCUCGUUCGACGAAGAGUGACCGCGACAGCGACGAGAGCGUCGAUAUUGAAACUACCGAGGAAGACCAGCCUAAGGAAGUGGCAUGUUCCUGGCCGUGUCGCGACGCUGUCCCAAGACGCGAGGAGUCAUGUUGGAGCGCACUGGUGCCCAAGGUUGAACUUGAGGACCAACGUGAACCCUGGCGCCUACCUGACCUGCAGCCGCCACUGCACUAUAUGCACCCACGAGAAAGAGACGGCUGUGCUGCUUGCGUUGCUCCUUUGCCGCUGCUCCCGCCUCCAGCCCCGGCGCCUCAUUAACCAAAAUCAUCAUUGUAUAAUAAAAAUACCAACCAAACAAAACUUGAUGUAAAAAGUUUAGCACAAAGAAGCAAUAAAUUGUAAUAGUACACGUAUGAUACCAAUAGAUGGCGCUAUGGUGCUCGUCUGAAGUUCAGAUUUGGUGUUGUCAUAUUACAUCAUUAAAGCGUUAACUACACGGCAAGACUUUGAUAUUAAGGGACCAUUUGUUAGCGAACAUUG
Molecule: messenger RNA, 1647 nt
Organism: Hyposmocoma kahamanoa
Lineage: Eukaryota; Metazoa; Arthropoda; Insecta; Lepidoptera; Cosmopterigidae
Gene: fuss
Product: SKI family transcriptional corepressor 2-like
Exons: 9
Coding region: 1-1425 (474 amino acids)
Biological process (GO): negative regulation of transcription by RNA polymerase II; negative regulation of BMP signaling pathway
Cellular component (GO): nucleus; transcription regulator complex
Molecular function (GO): DNA-binding transcription factor activity, RNA polymerase II-specific; RNA polymerase II cis-regulatory region sequence-specific DNA binding; SMAD binding
Source: RefSeq, a predicted model, not a curated record